Molecule: messenger RNA, 5887 nt
Organism: Protopterus annectens (West African lungfish)
Lineage: Eukaryota; Metazoa; Chordata; Ceratodontiformes; Protopteridae
Gene: PTPRO
Product: protein tyrosine phosphatase receptor type O
Exons: 27
Coding region: 408-4052 (1214 amino acids)
Biological process (GO): regulation of glomerular filtration; negative regulation of canonical Wnt signaling pathway; peptidyl-tyrosine dephosphorylation involved in inactivation of protein kinase activity
Cellular component (GO): glutamatergic synapse; GABA-ergic synapse; plasma membrane
Molecular function (GO): cadherin binding; protein tyrosine phosphatase activity; Wnt-protein binding
Source: RefSeq, a predicted model, not a curated record
GAGGGUAAGCUUUAUGUCAUCGAAGGAGGGGGGUUAUAUGAUGGAUGUGGAGAUGUUGCUUUUCCUUCAUUCACUCAAGUCAUGGUGCUGCACCGGUAGGACGAUUACGGCUGUAUAACGUAGACAGUUCUGUCCGCCACACAACGGGUACCCCCUCCCGUGAAGUAACUGCCAUAUUCCACAUAAUCUCCAGUGGCUCCCCCUCCCCUUCUCCCGGCGGGGUCGCAGUUUCUUGUUCUUGGGCUAAUGCUCUUCAGCUGGGAUUGUCCCUGUUACGGCGGUGUAGAGCACAGCGAAGCAGGGGAGCUCCAAAGCUCGCUGUGAUGCUGCAAACCUUUGCCAUUGUUCACGCUCGGAGGCCACGCUUUCCCUGAGACCACCGCCCGGUCCUACGGCAUCCGUUUCCAAUGAUCCGGGAUUUACAGCAAGCAGCCGUCCGCUGCACGGUCCUGUCGGUGCUAUGGCUCCUUCUCGGUGUCAAGAAUGUGGCUAUGUUCAUUGUCUCGGUGCGAAAUGACAACAGCUUCAUUAUCUCCCUGGAACCUUCAGACGUGUCAAAUUCUUCCUCGGUGUACAUAGUCAAGGUCACAGGAGAGUCCAAGAAUUACUUUUUUCAGUUUGAUGAGUUUAAUGGCACAUUACCUGCACCUAUAGUCUUCAAUGCCAGCUAUCAUGGUCUUUAUUACAUGAUCACACUAAUGGCUGCAAACCCUAAGGUGGUAUCCAGACCAGCCAAGACUGUCACUGUCCUAACAAAACCUCUUCCUGUGACCAAAGUUUCUGUCUCGGACUACAUCGCUUCCCCAGAAACAGGUGUAGUUUUUGAAAUCCAGUAUCCAGAGAAAUAUAAUGUUUUCUCAAAAGUAAAUAUAAGCUAUUAUGAAGGCAAAGAAUAUCGUUCCAUGCUCUAUAAAGAUCUCUUUAAAGGCAAAACCAUUUUCAAUCACUGGUUAUCAGGAACAUGUUACAGCAACAUUACAUUUCAAUUGGUGUCUGAGGCAACAGUCAAUAAAAGCACAGUGGUUGCAUACAGCGGGGUAGGACAUGAACUGAAGCAACAUAGAACAGUUCCAUAUUCACCUAGUAACAUCUCAAUGGAAAUCCGUCAGACUAACCAGACAAAUUCAAUAGUUGAUGUCAGUCAGCAGCCACAGCUAUUGCCACAGAACAGCAUGGGAACAGACUCAGUAACAAGGCUGCCCUUUAGCAGCCAUGGUGAAGACCUUAAUUUUGUUGCAUCACAGAACUGGGAAAGCUAUAAUUCCAACAGCUCAGAGUAUGAAACCAUGCAUCUGCCAUCUUGGACAUCAGCAGAGGUCACUGUGAACCAGGAAGAUGAAGGCUUUAUUAAUAAACUAGAUGAUCAGUUUGAGGACUUGAGUGGCUCUAGUAUGCCUUUUGAGCUCCCAGCACUACCCCAGACUGCUCUUCCUGUUCAGCUGUAUUUAAGAUGGCUGCCACCAAAGCCUCCAACUGCAUAUGAUGGCUUCUACAUUUAUAUCCAAAAAGAAGGCAACACCACACAUUUGGUAGAAGUCGAUGAGGAUACGCAUACUUUUACCAUCCAGCUUCACGAACCAGGAAAGUACAAAGUAUUGGUGAAAACAUUCAGCUCUUCUGGACCUUGUGAAUCAAGAGAAAGCUUUGCAGAAAACAUCUUCAGUUUUUACUUGAGCCCUUCAGGACAGGUAUCAAAAGAGCUGACUGAACAAGCAAAGAAUGUUGUCGUGACACUACUAAACUCUACAGUGGCUUCAGUAUCAUGGACAUCUUCCUUGUCCAAUGACAGGAAUGCAAUUGUCUCCAUUGUGUCUCUGACUUGCCGGAAGCCAAGAGAAAAUCAAAGGCUUGAAAUGUAUUAUUGCACAGAGGUGAAUUCAAGUAGCAACAUAAUUGGCAAUUUGAUUCCAGGGGCCCAGUACCGAGCUGUGGUUUACUUAAGAAAUGGACCUUAUAUUGGCCCACCUUCCACUGCUGUGACCUUUGGUUUAGAUCCUACUGGGAUCCGGGAUCUCAUGCUGAUUCCCUUGGGACCGAUGUCAGUGAUUCUGAGCUGGAAUAGGCCCUAUUAUGUAGCAUUUAAGAAAUACGUUGUAGAAAUGUUCUACUUCAACCCAACAACACAAACAUCUGAAUGGAGCACCUACUACGAGAUAGCGGCAACAGUCUCCCUGACAGCUUCCGUGAAGGUGAUCAAUUUGCAUCCAGCCUGGUACUACAACUUCCGUGUUACCAUGGUAUCCUGGGGCGAUCCUGAACGCAGCUGUUGUGACAGUUCAACAAUAAGCUUCAUUACAGCACCUACACGCCCAGAAAUUACCUCUGUAGAGCACUUCCAUGGUAUGCUGUACAUCAGCUGGUCAUAUAGCAGCGACAUCACGGAUCUGUCUCAUUCAAGAAUGUUACACUGGCUGGUUAUUGCUGAGGGAAAGAAGCGGAUUAAGAAGAGCGUAACUCGAAAUGUGAUGACAGCAGUACUCAGUUUACCCCCAGGGGACAGGUACAAUUUGACAGUGACAGCCUGUACUGAAAGGAGCAGCAACAAGUCCGCCGUUUAUUUUGUUGAACUCGAACCAGCACCUCCAAAAUCUUUAUUUGCUGUCAAUAAAACCCAGACAUCGGUUACCCUACUGUGGGUAGAGGAAGGCAUAGCUGACUCAUAUGAGGUUAACUGUGGCCCAAUUGGAUCUAUGCAAGAAAAGAAGGUACCUGUGUCUAUUGCUUCACACGCUGUCACCAUUUCAAAUUUAUUGCCUGCAACUCUAUACAACUGCAGCGUGACCACAGUUAGCCACAAUAUUCGCAGUAUACCAGCCUUUAUUGCUGUCUCCACUGUAGUUGCUGAAAUUAAUCCAAACAUGGUGGUGAUCAUAGUGUUGGCAAUCCUGAGUAUCCUUCUGAUUGGGCUUCUUCUGAUCACUCUGAUUGUGCUGAAACGAAAGCGUCUUCAGAUGGCCAGGGACUGUGGAGCUGGAACAUUUGUUAAUUUUGCCUCUUUGGAGAGAGACGGGAAGUUGCCUUAUAACUGGCGUAGAAGUAUCUUUGCUUUCCUAACUCUACUCCCAUCCUGCGUCUGGACUGACUACCUCUUGGCUUUUUACAUUAAUCCAUGGAACAAAAAUGGAUUGAAGAAGAGGAAGUUAACAAACCCUGUGCAGAUGGAUGAUUUUGAUGCCUACAUGAAAGAUAUGGCCAGAGAUACUGAUUACAAGUUUUCUCUACAGUUUGAGGAACUAAAACUUGUUGGGUUAGACAUACCCCAUAAUGAUGCAGAACUACCUUCAAAUAGAUGCAAAAACCGUUAUACAAACAUCCUGCCAUAUGAUUUCAGUCGUGUCAGACUAAUUUCCAUGCAUGAAGAUGAAGGCUCAGACUACAUUAAUGCCAACUACAUUCCAGGCUACAAUUCUCGCCAGGAGUAUAUUGCAACUCAAGGGCCACUGCCAGAGACGCGUUAUGACUUCUGGAAGAUGGUGCUGCAACAGAAAUCACCAAUCAUUGUCAUGCUGACACAGUGCAAUGAAAGAAGAAGGGUAAAGUGUGACCACUACUGGCCAUUCACUGAUGAACCCAUGAGGUACGGGGACAUAGUUGUGGAGAUGGUGACUGAAGAUGAGAAGGCCGAGUGGGCUGUUCGACAGUUCAGAGUUCAUUAUGAGGAUGAAAUGCAGUGUAUUUUACACUUCAAUUACACAGCGUGGCCUGAUCACAGCGUCCCUACAGCAAGCACAGCAGAGAGUAUCCUGCAGUUUGUCAGUAUGGUCAGAAAGCAUGCAACAAAGAAGAAAGGACCGAUUAUAGUCCACUGCAGUGCUGGAGUGGGAAGAACGGGCACAUUCAUAGCUUUGGACCGAUUGCAACAGCAUCUGAAAGACCACGAGUUUGUCGACAUCUUAGGUCUGGUGGCUGAACUACGCUCCUACAGGAUGUGCAUGGUACAGACAGAGGAACAAUACAUAUUUAUCCACCGCUGCGUUCAACUGAUGUGGGCAAAAAAGAAACAAAAAUUCAACAUUAGUGACGUCAUCUAUGAAAACACCAUCAAAUCAUAGUGGUGGAUAACAUUAGUAAAGGUGAUAAGGCGUGGAUUUGCCACAUUCCUUUUUGUCAUUGUGAUGUGUCACUUCCUGAGAAACACUGUACCAAGACAACAAUGAACAGAACUGGAAUAAUUAUAUAACUAUAUAUAUAUAUGUUUGUGUGUGUGUUGCCAAUACAUACUCACAUAGAAACAUGUUUGGGUUACAGAAUCAGUGGCAAGAUGCUUGGCCUUAAUGAAUUCACCAUUUUUAUAGAAUUCCACAUCAACUUAAUAUCUCUCUCUCUUGAAAUGCUAGCGCAGGUAUUCUGCUCGACUAAACAAGAUGGCAGCCAAGACAAGAAAGGCAAGCACUAAAUUAAUGUGUAAUGGAAAGCAAAAGUGUGGGGCUCUCUGAGUCCAGCCUCAAAAAUCAGUGUUUAAGGUUCUCUGUGCAAUAUUGCUACCAGCAAAAUAUAAAGGAAGAUGAUAGACAUUGCUGACACAUAAUAAAAACAGAACUGUACUAAAGAAGUAAGUCUGAAAGGAAAAGCUAUACUUCUGGACAAUGUGAAAAUUCUUUGGCACUUGUCAUGAGCUCAGUCAUGACAGAAAUAAAAAAGAAAAGAAAUUCUGAUGACAACAGCCAGAUCCUAAAACUGCAUAAGUAUAGAAAGCGCUAUAGUGGUACUGCCCUGGACUGGGACCUUCAUCUCAUUUAACAUAAUGAAGAGGUCCAGCUUCAUCUACUCAGCUGGCAUUGGUGAUUUAUGUUUGCCUUCUCAUAGUAAACAUACUGAUCUGUGCAUGGCAUUGACUGCUUUGCCAAAAUCUGGAUAUUCUUUUAAAACUGCUAAACCUUUGUACAUACAUAUGUACAUAUGGACAUGUGUCAGUGUAUCUAUGCAUGUGUGUUUGUGUGCACAUUACAUUUGAAGGUAUUGACACUCAAAAUGUGGACUAAGUUUUUCUUCUAAAGUAUGUGGGGGGAAUGUCUUUGUAUUAUCACACCUUCUUUAUAAAUGUAACUUUCCCCAGGGUCAGAACAGUACUACAGUGUGAGCAAAUAAAUGGAAUGCAUACUGCAUCAGCAAUUUUGUUUGUCAACGCAUUACUUUUCAGCCUUUCCACAAAAUACCAACAUACCUAAAAUCACAUUUACACCCAUAGCUACACAUAAUCAUACACUUGCACACACAUGAGCGAGCACACUUAAACAAUGCAUGUACUCAUUCACUGGCAUUCAUUCACUGACUACACAGCAUUUACAUAACUUUUUAAAAAGUGCUGUCUGCUGGAAAGAAAUAUUCGUUGAACAGCUAGAGUAAGAAAAAGGUAUUAUAUUUAAGUAAAAAAAAAAUCUGUGCUAUUGUAAUUUCACUGUCAUGGUAAUCACCUUCACCUUGUGUUAUAUGUAUGUAUGCAUAUUGUACUUGUCACCGUACAGAAGCUUACAUUUAUUUAAAAUGAUAGUUUAGGUUGUUCUGUGUUGAGCUACAGCAGAUGAAACAUUUGGGAGAUUAAAAAGCAGUGAUAGUGUAAUUUCAGAGAAAUAAUAUACAAGUAUGUCUUGCACAAUUGUUUGAUAGUCCAUUGUUGUUUACCGUUGGUUGCUUUUGUUUGGAUAGUACAAACAUGUUAACAGGAUUGACAUUAAGGAUAUAAUGUUUGUAUUUUUGUGGCUUAUGCAGAUGCAUUACCUCUGUCAAAUGAAGCCAUAUUUUAGUUCAGAAGCUACCAUUUGUGAUUUCAUAAAUUAUGAGACUGGUAUUUAAUCAUAUGUAACUCACAUGUGUAAUAAAAUCAGGAGCAAGUAUCAGAAAAAAUGAAAUGUCUGAAGCAAAAUAAAAAAAAAAAACGUGGGGCUUA